AUACGCAGAAGGCAUUUUAACACCGAGCUGGGCAGAUACCAGAAUCUGACGACGCGAUUUGAGGUCUUUUUCUCUUAAUCAAAGCGAUAAAAAGCCCUCGUCAUGGGAACGGAAACUUCAAAGCUGUAUGACGUCACUGACACGCAGACGACAGAGCGAAAUGAAGAAAUGGCCCUUUUGCCCAAAUACCAGACCAAAUUAGCCGAGUUGAUGGAACAAAAGAAUCUGUUUGCCAUUAAAGAAAUGAGAAAUGAAUUGGGACCAGAGCGAAUGCAGAAACUUGUGGGGUCUCCUUACAAAGACAUGACUUUUGUCCAUCUUGCGGUGAAAUCAGGUUCUGCAAAUAUUUUGGCGUAUUUGGUCAACGAGUGCAAGGCAGACGUCUGCCGGAAAGGGACGGUUGAUGUCGCUCUGGACAGGGGUGGUGUCGUAAAAGUCGCAGAUGCUACCCCGCUUUGGAUCGCGUGCCAAAUGGGAAAUGUGAACUUGGUGAAAGCGAUCGUUUGGCUUGGGGGUGAUAAAAGUAUCAACGAACGAACGGCUAUCGGUUCCACGGCCCUGCAAGUGGCUUGCUAUUCCGGCCAUUGCACCAUUGUGAAAUUUCUCAUCGAAAACACAGCUGGUGUUGAAGUUAACUAUAAUUGCCUGCUAGCUGCCCUCAGCACCAAAGACAGAAUCCAUUUCGAGGUCGCAAAAUACCUCUUAAAAGAAGCCCAUUAUAACAAAGUAAACGAGCAAGACCCGGACGGAAUGACGUUACUCGCGUGGUGCGCGAGGGGAGGGAACGUGAACGGCCUUCGCUUGCUCAUCCGCUACGGUGCUGAAUGCAUCCCUGACAAAAAGGGUGUCACCCCUAUCAUGGUGGCCGCCGCCCAUGGUCACGUGACCGCCGUCAAGUUCCUCUUGGAGUACGGGGACAACGUGAAUUCCAAAGACCACGAGGGUCACGAUGCCGUCUACUGGGCGAGUAGAAACGGACACACAGAAAUAGCCAAAAUUUUGCUGGAUAAUCGGUUCCGUAAGCAUUACGGCCACACCAAGAUAAGACCCGCGUCCAUCUUUGAGUCGGAUUUUGAUGAUGAUGAGUAACUGAACUGCCAGCCUUUGCGUUCGUGUGCUAAUGCAAUCCUCUACCUUGGCGGCAGUUAUUAUUGUGGGCAUAUUUUGCUGAAUCGACUGAGAGCCAAAAUGACUGUCUAUUUAUCUAUAGACAUAUCUGUGAAUAUCUGUGGAAAUUCAAUCUGUCGCCAUGGUACCGUAGAGAGUAUGCCAAUGCUACUGCAGUGAAAUAAAUAUAUAAAUAUAUAUAUAUGUAU
Molecule: messenger RNA, 1316 nt
Organism: Lingula anatina
Lineage: Eukaryota; Metazoa; Brachiopoda; Lingulata; Lingulida; Lingulidae
Product: protein fem-1 homolog A-like
Molecular function (GO): protein binding
Source: RefSeq, a predicted model, not a curated record